AUGAGGCUCUGUGAUGAACGAGACGACGGGCACGCUGCGGCUUCCUGCAGCUCCAGAAACUUCCAUCAGCUCAGUGCAUCGUACCGCAGCUGUCGGCAGCAGCAGUCUGCAGAGUGAGAAAGAGUCACAUUUUAGAUAAACAGAAAAAGAGACCUUACAUCCAAAGAGUACUCUGUGUAAAAAGAUAAUACAUAUUUUAGACAUGGAUUUUCUUCUCUUCUUUCAAUCAUACGUUUCUGUCUGUCAGUGAGGACAAACAGCCGAGCAGAGCCGAGUUUCCCGCCGCCGUUUAUUUCCUGAUGAAACAGAAUCAAUCCCAGGAGCUGAUCGAGCCAUCAGCUGCAAAGUAAGAAAACUUUCACAGAUUUAAGGAGAGAAAGUCUGAAAUUAUUGUUUUCAAACUCCAUCAACCUGUCAGCUCUUUUCAAGCUGAAUUUAUCUGAUGCAUGUUCGAGCUCCUGAUCACUACAGCCUCACUCUGAUCCUGCUCAGUCUGUUCCUCAGCUUUUCAGACCCUCCUCCUGCUCCUCCUGCUCUCCUCAGUCUUCAGUGACUUCAUUUAUGAGAAUGUGUUUUUGUGACUUCAUGCAGAGCAGGUACAAAACCAGCUGAUAUCUGAUUUCAGACUUGUGUGUGUGAGGACCAGCAGUAAAGGAUUUCCUCCUGGUUUCUAAGUUUCAGCUUGAAAAUUCCAGUGAGUUCAUGACUUAUUGCUCAUGUGACACAUUUUCUCCCUGUUCUUCAGUCACUAAUUACAGUUUUUAUUAUUCUCUAAAAGGUUCCAACACUGUGA
Molecule: messenger RNA, 793 nt
Organism: Xyrichtys novacula (pearly razorfish)
Lineage: Eukaryota; Metazoa; Chordata; Actinopteri; Labriformes; Labridae
Source: the annotation of a GenBank genome assembly